AUGCACAUACUACGCAAGAAACCAGUACCCGGCUGGGUCUGGAGGUGGAAGCAGAAGGAAAGAAGGCUCCAAGCCAUCCUCGCCCACCUUCAGGCCAUGAAAGGCCCCAUCACCGACGGCCAGCUGCAAUACCUGGGGAUCGAAAAACACAACCUCGACCUGGCAUCCGGUGCCACCUGCUGCAAAAGCAGCUCUUACUUUCUGCCGGCAACUAACAGAAAGUAUGCCAUCGGCAGCACUGUCUUGGAUCCGAACGACUCCGAAGACGACGACUUCACCAGGGCCCGUCGCUCCAGCAAAAAGGACGAAACAAGAGCGAAAAAUAAGUGCGGCCUUACUCCAGUUCGUCGGGCAAAGAAGCUUGGCAAGAAGAGAGCUGCAGAAAAGCAGGAAGAUGGGGAAAAGCCGCAAAAUCAAAAUGACCUACAUGGGUCCCUGUCCAGUGCGUUCUUUACGUAUCUGGAUAUGGCGAUCAAUGGAACUGCGGUAGAAAGAGGGUGGAACAACAUACCGUUGAAUUCUUUUUCGAAAGGGAGUAUCAAAUCCCACAAGGGUCACCAGCAAUUUGUCCUACAAAGGGCAGUCCAGGUCACCGGACGGCGUCAAUGUCACCAACACAUCAUCAUGAAAAGUGACGCCCAUACCGACGAAAACCAACUCUCCGUCGCCGAGCUGACUGUGCUCGUGAGCUGGAUCCUGGCGGGCAUGUACCCGCAGAAAAAGAAGAUAUCGAACUGGAGGACCCGAAGAGAGCUUAAAAGCAUCCACCAAACCUUUCCGACCCUCAUCAUUUCCUUCCAGCCCCGAGCCCGAGCCCGGGUGUUAUAUGGAUGGUUCCUCGACGGCAGACUUCAUGUCGCAUUCACCAAGGCCGAGAACUUCGAGGUGCCCGAGUACCCCCAGAUGAUGGAUGCCCUGCUCCGCUGGGCCUGGCCCAAGGUUGUCGAAAACACCACCAGGGACACCAACCUACCAACAAUUUCUGAACGACUUGACGAAGACGACGAAUCAACCGAGAGCUCUCUGGAGAUGUGA
Penicillium alfredii is the source of this 1035-nucleotide messenger RNA. RefSeq lists its product as uncharacterized. NCBI's taxonomy places the organism in Eukaryota, Fungi, Ascomycota, Eurotiomycetes, Eurotiales, Aspergillaceae. The transcript is spliced from 3 exons. Bases 1 to 1035 code for a protein of 344 amino acids. The record is from RefSeq and is a predicted model, not a curated record.